GAAACUACCUCAGAAUUCCCCACAUUCAAACUUAAGAAGAAAACAAAGAAAAAGUUCAUUUUCAUUUACUAUUGUGGCGAAAAUGGGUUCCACAAUUAAAAACAAUGGUGUUUUUGUUGUAAUAAUAGUAUUCUUGCCUGCAUUAAGCUUUUGCUUAGAAGAGCCUAUCUUUCAAUCCAAGGCAACCUAUUAUUAUGCUACUGAUGGGCUUGGAACUCCAAAGGGAGGAUGUGGAUAUGGUGAAUAUGGAAGAACCAUAAACGAUGGAAAUGCAGCCGUUGUUACAUCUUCGAAACUAUACAAGGGUGGAGCUAGUUGUGGUGCAUGCUACAAUGUCAAGUGCAAGGAGGCGGUGUGCGACGACGGCGGAGUGGUGGUGAUGGUGACGGACUACGGUGCAUCCGACGGCGAAACCGACUUUAUCUUAAGUACUCAUGCAUUCAAUAAAAUGGCAUUGCCUAAUUAUGAGAAAGAUUUAAGGGAUUAUGGUAAAGUUGAGAUUGAAUACCAAAGAGUGGCUUGCAAAUUUCCUCGUAAAACCCUAACGGUUAAGGUUGUUGAACAUAGCCGUUUUCCUUCCUAUUUGGCUUUUGAGUUCUUGUACCAAUCUGGAGAUGCUGAUAUCACUGCUGUUGAAUUGUUUGAGGAUGAUACACUAGAGUGGAAGAGUUGCCGAAGAGCCUACGGAGCAGUAUGGGACAUUGCAAAUCCACCAAGAGGUCCAUUAACAGUAAGAUUCUUCUUGGAUGGAAGUGUAAGUGUUAGAGCAAGAUGGGUUUUGGUGCCCAAAGUCAUCCCUACUUUCUGGCAAUCUGGUGUUACUUAUGGCACUUCAAUUCAUCUUCACUAAUUAAUCCAUUUUUAUUAUUAUGUUAAUUAGAUUCUUAAUUAUUAAGGUCAUGCGCGAUUUUGUGGAUUAAUCCUACUUAAUUAAGACCUCGAAUGUAGAAAUUACAAGUUUUUUUUGUUACUUAUUUAAAUGCCAUAAAUGGCUUCUUUAAUAUUUUUUUUUUUGACAUAGGAAUGGCUUCUUUAAUUUGGUGUUAAUUAAGAGUGAGAGUUGAGCUUGAUUAUAUUCUAGUUAUUAUUGGGAAAUAUUUGUAUUUUCCUUUGCUUUUUUUUUUUUGGAUUGAACUUUCUAAUUUUGUUUGAAUUUGGGAUGUAAUAAUUAUGUACUCGUAUCAAUAUUUCUUCAUUUUUUUUAGUAAUUUGAUUUGAUUUGCAAUUCUCAAGCAAAGGGAACGAAAAUAAUAAUACGAGACGUGAAACACAUAA
Molecule: messenger RNA, 1275 nt
Organism: Spinacia oleracea (spinach)
Lineage: Eukaryota; Viridiplantae; Streptophyta; Magnoliopsida; Caryophyllales; Amaranthaceae
Product: expansin-like B1
Exons: 3
Coding region: 83-850 (255 amino acids)
Cellular component (GO): extracellular region
Source: RefSeq, a predicted model, not a curated record